GAUCGACCGCGAGCCACGUUCUGCCGCUGAAGGAAGGCUGUUCUUCUCGUGAGACGCUCCCCCGCAUCCAGCGUGUAGGUCCACACUCACGGCCACUUGUCGCGGUCCAUUCACAGUACUCCACCGAGAUCCCGCAGCUGGUCAUCCUCUGCGCGGGUUUUGUCACUGUACCGCCAUGUUGGACCCUGUGGCUUGCUUUACCCAAUGGCAAUCGAUGGCGCCACUCCGCCACGGUUUGUGCCUCCAAGCACUCCUUUGUGCAUCCACAGAUAGCGAGGAGAAGAUAGCAACGCCGCGGUGUUGCAGUCUUCACCGCAUGUUGGCGCGCUGCGGUGGUGUUGGGUCUGCUUGUCUUAUCGCCAUCAGCCCCGAAGAGCCUCGGCCAGUCGGCUCGCCUAGCGCUUCUCGAAGGAUGGUAGCCCUGCACCCGCCUGCAUCAGCAUCAUCGACAUGGAUUGUUCACGAUUUCGAGGCACAGGCAAUAAGACAGCUUUUCGAUUCAGUCCACCACAAGAUUCCGCAGUAACGCCGAUUACCCAAGCCCGUUUGCUUUGUAUGCCAAAGAAACCUUGCACCAAGCAGAUGCCGCAGUCAUAACAGUCGUAAAUGCUCAACUAAUCACCAUCCGUCUCUCAACAUCUC
Molecule: messenger RNA, 642 nt
Organism: Paraphaeosphaeria sporulosa
Lineage: Eukaryota; Fungi; Ascomycota; Dothideomycetes; Pleosporales; Didymosphaeriaceae
Exons: 1
Coding region: 176-526 (116 amino acids)
Source: RefSeq, a predicted model, not a curated record